GUUUGUAAUUAACAACUCGAUGUCGUUUCAAAAGGACAGUAAAAAUUCUCUCUCGCGCGCACCCGCAAACAACAUCAUUGGUCGGUUCUCUGUUUGACACGACCGGAGCACCUCAUCUUCUGGGCAACGACUCUGCUGCCCGCUGUCACAUUCAUCUUCGGCGAAUUUUUUUUAACCGGAUUUCGUAGAGGAUUUGGGGUUUUUCUGCGUUUAUCGAAUUUGUGACUAACUUGAACGCACAAGCGUCAACCAAGAGAAGAUGGAACCAGAGGUUAUUAAGGCAGAGCUAGUGUUGCCCACGCAUUUGAGCUUCAAGAGGAUUCAAAUGUAUGAGAAGUAUCCAAAAGGUCAAGCAAGAGGUCGCCAUUGGAAACAUCUGAAACAAAUUCUUCAGGCUGAGAAUUUCCAAAACUAUCCUCCCGAUGAACCCAAUUAUGUUAAUAUUGAGUCUCCACCCUCAAUGCAUCCAUGCAAGAGAAUCUGUGAUAUAACUGGAUAUGAGGCACCUUACUUAGAUCCAAGGACCAAACUCAGUUAUGCGAGCGCCGAUGUCUUCAAGCUUGUAAGAUCGCUUCCAAAUGAGUAUGUGCAAAGGUAUCUGGCACUGAGAAAUGCAGCAGUUGUUCUGAAAUGAUGUGUAUGAUUUGAUUCUGUUUUUGCUUUGUAAUACAUAACAGUGAAAUAUGAGAGUAAGAUGUCCUCUAGUUGGUUGUCUAGAUUUGUACUGGGUUUGGUUAGAUUGUGUAAUUUUGUUAGAUUGUUCCUUUUUUCUUCACCAUCAAUUUAUACAUGUGCAAACUGGAUAAAAAC
This is a messenger RNA of Jatropha curcas, 810 nucleotides long. RefSeq names its product protein EIN6 ENHANCER. The record is from RefSeq and is a predicted model, not a curated record. Gene Ontology annotation, cellular component: Ino80 complex. Lineage: Eukaryota; Viridiplantae; Streptophyta; Magnoliopsida; Malpighiales; Euphorbiaceae. Gene Ontology annotation, biological process: chromatin remodeling.